Biomphalaria glabrata is the source of this 5266-nucleotide messenger RNA. Its product is annotated as monocarboxylate transporter 10-like. The record is from RefSeq and is a predicted model, not a curated record. The transcript has 10 exons. Gene Ontology annotation, biological process: transmembrane transport. Bases 496 to 2184 code for a protein of 562 amino acids. Gene Ontology annotation, molecular function: monocarboxylic acid transmembrane transporter activity. NCBI's taxonomy places the organism in Eukaryota, Metazoa, Mollusca, Gastropoda, Planorbidae.
GAAGAAUACAUUGCCUUCUCUUGGGUCGCUACACUUAUGUACAUAUGCGUAGUUUUAAAGUGACUAGAUCAACGGUAUAUAAAAAUAAACCGAAACAUAGCAAAUAGCUGACACUCAUGUGCUGGCUUUUCUGUGUGAUGCUACGUUUAAAUGUAGACUUCCUCGUGGUAUACUUGAGCUGCGUCGGAUUAAAGUAGCGGAAGUUAAAGCGCUUCUAACAAUUGAGAAUGUCCAGACUCACGUUUUAUGACAUUGCCUCCCCAUCCCAGAAGAUCGCUAGCAUUUGUUCUGUUUUGGAGGAUUAUGUUCAGCGAUGCAGCCUCAACAACCAAUGACAUUAGUGAGACCAUGUUGAUGUGAAACAUUUAUCUUACCUGUGCUAAAGAUAAUGUAGGAGAUGAACUGCUUUGGAAGUAGGUCAUCCGAUAGAGAAACAUAGUCUGAACAUGUGAAUAGACUUGAACCUUUACCAGUUUCGAAUUAUUACUAGAAAGAAUGUCUGCGGUAGACAAGACAUUGCUUAGUGUGCCGACUCAGCAAGCUUCUGAUGUCGCCAAUGGCACAAAGAGAAGUGGAACAGUCUUGAAAGAAUCCCAGCAUCCUCUACAGCCUGAUGGGGGCUGGGGCUGGGUCGUUUGCCUCACUUCCAUGGCAUGUAAUGGAACCGUUUUUGGAAUCAUCAACACUUUUGGGACGCUGUAUGUCGCAAUGAGAGAGCACUAUGCCAAGGAUGAUCCCAAUGUGUCCUUCAAAACAUCUUGGGUUGGUUCUGUCAACACUGGUAUCACCUUUCUCAUGUGCAUGAUCUCCAGUAUACUCAGUGACCGAAUAGGCAUCAGACUGACUGGCAUUAUUGGAGGAGUCUUAGCUUGCAUCGGACUACUGGCCAGCGCUUUUGUUGAGGAACUCAUGCUCCUGUAUUUAACGUAUGGCAUAAUAACAGGCAUAGGAUUUGCUUGCUCGUAUGCCCCUUCACUGGUUAUCUUAGGCCAUUACUUUAAACGACACAUGGGACUUGUUAAUGGCUUAGUUACGUUCGGUUCAUCAGUGUUCACCAUAGCUCUGGUAUUUGCCUUGCCUGUUCUACUGGACGCCAUUGACUUGAAAUACACUCUGCUGUUUUUAGCCGGCAUGGCGGUACUAUUGAUUCCUUACUCCUGCACAUGGAAGCCAAUCUUUACAAAAGACAAUCUGGCCGUGUCCCAGGCUGCCAUGUCGACAAUGUCCAUAGAAAUGUUACAAAGUCAGUGCCAUGAAUGUUGUAAGUUCACACGAACAUUUUUGAAUGUUAAAAUUUGGAGAAACCGAGGCUAUGUGGUGUGGGCAGUUUCCUGUGGAGUCAGCUUGUUUGGAUAUUUUGUUCCGUUUGUUCACAUUAUUAAAUAUGUCAAUGAUGCUUUCCCUGGCAACAAUGGCAGUAUAUUGAUUAUGUGUAUUGCAAUCACAUCAGGUGUAGCCAGAGUGGCUUGUGGGAAAUUGGCGGAUUUCAAAUGUGUCAACAGAGUCCGUUUGCAGCAAGCAGCGUUUGCAAUUAUGGGCGUAGUGACACUGUGUAUACCUUUCUCUGACAGUUUUGGUGGUCUCAUUGCAAUUUGCUUGAUCAUUGGGGUGUGUGAUGGAAUAUUUAUUUGCUUGCUUGGACCUAUUGCUUUUGACCUGGUUGGGGAAAGGAGUGCUUCACAAGCUCUGGGAUUUUUACUUGGUAUUUUCUCAAUACCAAUGACAGUGGGGCCACCAUUUGCAGGUCUACUGUAUGAUCACUUAGGUUCUUACAACAUAGCAUUUCAUAUAGCAGGUUGUCCACCAAUCAUAGGAGCUCUCAUCAUGUUCUUUAUACCAAGAACAAAACCAAAUGUUCCAGCUGUGACCACAAUUGAGGAGUUCGCUGCAGUCUCUUGUCAUGACAUCUAUCAUAGCAAAUUAGCUUUUGAACAUACAGUAGAGGCUCCAAAAGUGAGUGCAGUUACUCCUGAAGUCAUUGUCAUUGAGGACAUGGAUGAGUUGGAGCAACUAAGAGCAUCUGAUGGAACAAUUAUUAAUGCUAAUGCAACAUUACAGCUACGACUGCCUGACGAAGAAAGUAAAACACAAGAUAGAAACAACUCUACAGAUUCAGAAAUCACAUCUGAGCCUCUAGAAAAUGAACCUAUGUUGCCAGUUCAGGAAACUAAUGCUUCUGUUUGAUAGAAAUCAAGUAACAAAAAAAACAACUGCUAAAUGCAUACGAACCUCAAGUCUUCAGAAACUAAUGCUCAUUUUGUGUGAAUGUUUAAAGAGCUCACAGCUCAGCAGCAAUAAAGCUGGCUAGAAGAAGAAGAAGAAGUGUGAAUGUUUGCUCUCUAGGUGGUGUAUGUCUAGUGUGAAUAGUAAGGAUAUUGUGCCAAUGGUUUUGUGGAAAGAAAAACUUCAGAGAAAAAAAAAUAAUGGCCUACCCACUGUAUACCAAACAAAGCACUGCUCCUAAUUAUCAACUUUAAUGCAUCAAUCUAUCAAUUUUAAAAUUAUUUAAUCAUAUGUAAAUUAUUGUCAUAAUCUCUGUAUAUUGUUAUAUAAGAUUAUUUUUUUCAUGUUAAAGGUGAUGACAAACAGUGAUAAAUAGAUGGAUAUAAUGUGGUAUACAAGCUGAUAUUUAAAUUUGAAUAUAACUGAGCCUAAAUACAAAAAUAUAAAAACAAAAUAUAAAAAUUUCUUUGAUGAAAGGAUUAGACAUUUAAAGAAAAAUUUAUGAAAAAAAAAACAUUAUUUUAUGAAGCAAAAUUUUUCUAAAGUGACUUAUAUUAAUGAAAGCAGAUAUUUCCUUUCAAAUAGCUUAAAAGGCAUCACUAUUUAGUGUGGUGAUGGCAAUUUUUUAUGACUAUGUAGUCCCAGUAGGACAUUUACUAAAAACUUCAUUCAGAUCAGCAAGAGAAAUGGCCUCCCCAAUUUAAGUUUUCUAAAAUAUAAUAGCCUACUUUUCAACAUUGGGACUGAAUAAAUAAACAUACAAAAACCUAUCUAAAUGUCUUAAUGGUUUGAGUUCCUGAAACUAUCAUUACUAUUGCCAAAGCAGUGGCAUAGCUAGGGUUUUUUGAUGCCCAGAGGGGCAGCUCCUCAUGAUGUCCUACAAAUAAAAAGUAACGAAAAGACUUUGUUCACAAAAUGAUAUGUAUUGUAAUUCGUUGUUAAAGUAUUGCCUAUUCAUAAAAGCUAAUUUUCCAUUAAAAAAAAAACUAAAAAUGAAUCUUACUCGCUUUCUUACUGGCAAAGCUGUCAAUAAUUUAAUGGAAUAACUUGUUUUUACUAGAACUUGUUUAAUUGUCAAAUUUGUGGGUCUUAAAUUUUGUUUGCAUUCAGCCACUCUUACCGUAAUUGUCAAAUUUGUGGGUCUUAAAUUUUGUUUGCAUGCAGCCACUCUUACCGUAAUUGUCAAAUUUGUGGGUCUUAAAUUUUGUUUGCAUGCAGCCACUCUUACCGUAAUUGUCAAAUUUGUGGGUCUUAAAUUGUGUUUGCAUGCAGCCACUCUUACCGUAAUUGUCAAAUUUGUGGGUCUUAAAUUUUGUUUGCAUGCAGCCACUCUUACCGUAAUUGUCAGAAAUAUGCUAAUCAAUAUGACGAUGUUAUGGACUGAAUUAUCAAAGCAAUAUUUUUUAUUAUAAAACUUAAGAGUUCUGGUUUCGGAAGUUGGGAGGCUUCUGAACAAAUCGUUGAAGCCUCUUUCGAUCCAGAUGAAAAUUAUUUUUGUCAAUGAAGUACAAUCGAGAUUUAUUUUGAUUUAAGGAUUCAAUAGUUGGGAAGGCGACAAAUAUUCACAUUUAUCUGUCAAAUCAUGACGUUGCUCAAUUGGGUGAUAAUUUUAUUUUAACAAUAUUGUCCAAUGAAGAAUAAGUUUCCCUCCGUAGCUCUUUUCUUGUGUGUUAAUACAAAAUCUGCACUAUUUUUGUUUGGUAUCUUUUUCUAGUGACCAAUAAACGUCUUUGAGGUUCUGUACAAUGCACUCAUCCUCAACAAUUAUACUAUAUCUAUAAUAGCUGCAGCAUUGUCCUCACAGCUAGUAAUUAAGAAUAUCUUUAAUGUUGUCAGUUUCAGUGUGCUGUCUCGAAUUGACAAUCUUUUUGAAGGUAGACUUGCGCGUCGUUUAUUUUAAUUAAUAUCGAAUACCAAAACCCAAGGUACGGUAGGUGAAAAAAUUUAAAAGACUGCGCAUGAAUAGCGACUAACAAUCCGGCUGCUUCAGAUCUAAUAGAAGAAUUUUCAUCUGUGCUAGUCAAUGUCUCCAGAGUUUCUGUACUUUUGAAAACGUAACCCUAACUAUCUUGACGGUUUCUCCUUUGGCUUUCCACCAGGUUUCAAUAAAACGCUUAGGGCUACUAGUUAAUGUUAUUUUGAUGAGGAAAUCUGGACGGUUUGAUGAAGUUGAGAAAGUACCGAUAAAUGCUGCUGAAUUGAUUUUAACGUUAAACUUCACCUUUCAGAUAACGACAGGGGCGGACUGGUGUCAAAAUCGGCCCACAAAUUCUCUGUCAUGUGAUGGGCAUCCAUUUCUAGGUGUAUCGGUCCUUAAAAAUCAUUGUUAAGUUUGAUAAUGUAUCGAUAUGCAUGCAUACAGUGAACUCUAUAUAUUAAUAAGCAGUAUAGCGUCUUUUUAAAUUAGCAAUUAUGUAGGCCCUAAAAACAGGAAGCCUACUAGUAGAACUGUCUACAUUCUACAUUUUAUUUUCGGAAAAUGUGUUAGAUUAAAAUAGUAAUACACUGCAAUGUCUGUGAAAGAUUUUUUUUUUAAACACGACGCUCAGAAGGCCUUUUAUAAAAAUAAUAAUAAUAACAUAAGAAUAUUAUAAAACCUUUAACAAAUUGAUAUGUGCCAUAGUGACUUCGAUCAGGCCAUUUUGGUGGCCCUACCGGCCCACCGGGCAUUUGCCCAUAUAGCCAGUCCGCCCCUGCUUAGCGAUAUAUAUGUUAGAUGAUGUUAAGGGCCUCUGUUUCUUUUACCUAUAGUUAACUAACAGGAUGUCUUGUGGCCAGCACAACCACCAACCGCCUUUACUUUCCCCAAUUAAAGUCAGGUAACCAUUUCAGUUGUGUGGAAAUUUAAAAUACCAGUCUUCACCGGCAUUCAAACCCAGUACCCCGGGUUCGGAAACCACGCGCUUAAUCACUGUGCCGGCAACUUUGCCAAAGUCAGAGAAUGGUUCCAGCAUUCAAUGAAUUGUGCUUUUGGAUUGACUUCUAGAUUACACUUGACACAAUUAACAAGAAGCAGUGAACUCAAAAAAAAAAAAAACAACAA